Molecule: messenger RNA, 1244 nt
Organism: Mya arenaria
Lineage: Eukaryota; Metazoa; Mollusca; Bivalvia; Myida; Myidae
Exons: 7
Coding region: 346-681 (111 amino acids)
Source: RefSeq, a predicted model, not a curated record
AUCAUAUAAAACUUUCCACAAGCACUAGUUGUGAUGAUUAUAUUUAUCUUGUUUAAAAUAAAUAUCUUUCACAAUUUUCCACAAAACAGGUUUCCUUUGAAGAUGAUGAAAGCAUUCAAUGCAAGUUAGAACAGUUUAUUUCCGGUACGAAGCCAGGAUUCAGGCAAAGCAGAUCCCUGUUCUUGACAUGGUUAGAUUUCAAGGGAUGCGAGAUGCAACAUAUAUCCCGAUAUCAAUCACCUCGAAAAGAAGUGCAUCGCUAAAACGCGGCAAAUAAAUGAGUUACAAGGGGAAAUUCAGAAUUUGAAAGAAAAACUGGUAAAUAAAGACAGGCAGAUUGCAGAUAUGCAGGCAAACCAAAACAGAAUGUAUGCAGAGAAUGAUAGUCUAAUGCUCAGAGUGAAAAUGGCAGAACAGACAGCAGCAAGGGCAAGGGCUUCCCUACCAAAGGAAUCUCGGGUUGCUGCAAAGAAACAGCUUUUGCAGGAAACGGUUACACAAGCAAACAAUGCCAGAUUCGAUCAGACAGCAGAAACUGAAACUUUAGCCGAAAUAGCAGAAAAUAUGACGGUGGCAGUUGUGGAAUAUACAAACCAGAGUGUGUAUAUUGGAGAAAUGGAGGGAAACAUGAUGACCUUUGCCCGUCGGCCAGUCGGAAAACUAACAGUUCUCUCAACGUAAAAAAUAAACAGAGCGUGAUUUUGAAUCCCUUGGACAAAAUGAAAAUUAAUCGUCGAUAUUUAAUUGCAAAAUUCGAAGGAUGUAAGAAAGACAACGUAAUACAAUUAUCGGAAAUUCAGAUUCAACUUAUAAAUCAGUCCGUAGCUUCGUAUUGUUCCAAACAAGCUUCAGACAUCUAAAACCUCAUAUAUUUGGUAUGAUCAUAAAUAUCAGAUAACAGUUUGCCUGUACAUAUCUUUUAAACCUUGUUUUUGUAUUUCAGUAAGCUUACAUUGUGUUUUCAUUUUGUAAAUAUUUGUACAUUUUAUGAUUGAGUUAUUUUUUAUUUACUUUUGCUUUGCCUUAAAGCCUAUUUUAUUUUAGUAAGUUACAAAUUCAAGUUUCAUUUUGUGAACACAGAGAAUCGGUCAAUGGCGAAGUCGGGAAUCUAGUCUUGGUCUCUCUCGAGAAACAUUCCAGUAUGCUAAGCUCUUACCCUACAUAACUCAUUAUUCAUGAAAUAUUACAUUUAUACCCUUUAUUGUCACUUGAUAACAGUUCGAAGGCCAUCAUGCUUUGGCUCA